Messenger RNA from Dromiciops gliroides (monito del monte), 2457 nucleotides. RefSeq names its product zinc finger protein 212 (gene ZNF212). The coding region runs from base 113 to 1645 and encodes 510 amino acids. The transcript has 5 exons. Gene Ontology annotation, biological process: regulation of DNA-templated transcription. Lineage: Eukaryota; Metazoa; Chordata; Mammalia; Microbiotheria; Microbiotheriidae. The record is from RefSeq and is a predicted model, not a curated record.
GGCGGCGGUGGCGGCGGUGGCGGCGGUUGCCGCUCCUCUGGGGGUCCGGACUAACCGACGGCAGUUCGGCCUGGCUCGCGGCCUGGCUGUGUGAGGACGACGGCGGGGAGCCAUGGCCGAGGCGGUUCCUCCUCCGAACAAGGGAAAACGACGCUCUACACCUAUAACUUCCUCUUCACUCCUGCCUCCGGCCUCCGAGAAAGAUUCAUACCUACAAAGUACAGAGAUCUCCCUUUGGACUGUGGUGGCAGCUAUUCAGGCAGUGGAGAAGAAGGUGGAGUCCCAGGCUGCCCGAUUACAGACCCUGGAGGGGCGGACUGGGACAGCAGAGAAGAAACUGGCUGAUUAUGAGAAGACAGCAGUAGAGUUUGGGAACCAGUUGGAGGGCAAAUGGGCUGUGUUGGGGACCUUGGUGCAGGAGUAUGGGCUGCUGCAGAGACGGCUGGAGAACAUGGAGAACCUUCUGAGAAACAGGAACUUCUGGAUCCUGCGGCUCCCCCCGGGCAGCAAGGGCGAGGUUCCCAAGGUGCCUGGGACUUUUGAAAAUGAUGGAGUCUAUUUCUCAGAGCAAGAAUGGGAGAACCUGGAUGAUUGGCAAAAAGAACUUUACAGGAAUGUGAUGAAGAGCAACUUUGAGACCCUUGUCUCACUGGACUGUGCCAUUUCCAACCCUGAGAUCCUGGCCCACCAGGAAGAAGAAUCUGGCACAGAGGAACUGGGGGAUUUGGCUGGGGAGAGUCCAGGUGGUCCCCACCUAGCAGAUGGAGUUAUGAUCAAACAGGAGAUGAAGUACCAUCAAGAAAGCCCUGAAGACUUGCCCGGAGAGUUUUCUGGUAGCGUUGAACAGCAUGCUUUACUAAUCCCUGAGCAGGCUGCAACCUGGGAUGGUCAGGGCAACUCCAUCCUUCUGGAGACUGACCCAGAGGUGGCUAAACUGGAAGAAGCUAUAGAAUGUGACCAAGACCGAAGUAAUGCCAAAACAUUGAGCUUUCAUCGGAAGCGGAAAGCUAGUGGGCAAGCCCGAUCAGGUCAGGAGUGCAGACAGGGCAUGAGGUUAAAAAGGAGUCUGGCCCACCCUCGGAGCCCCCCAGCCACUGGUUCAUACGAGUGCUCUGAGUGUGAUGUCAGUUUCCGAUACAAGCAGCAGCUGACUGUUCAUAUGAGAACCCACCCUGGUUGGGGGUCCUUUGGGGAUCCAGAGCCUGAGGAGAAUCUACGGCCCAGGCCCCAGCUCAAACCUCAAGCCAAGAGGGUGAAGCCGCACCGGUGUGAAGAGUGUCUGAGAAGUUUUAGUUGUAAGGCAAGCCUUGUGACCCACCAGCGGUGCCACCUGCAGGAAGGCUCAAGCGUGGGCCAGCGAGUCCAGGAGAGGUUCUCACCCAAUAGCCUGGUGGCACUACCGGGCCACAUCCCUUGGAGGAAGAGCCGAAGCUCACUUAUCUGUGGAUACUGUGGCAAGAGUUUCAGCCAUCCUUCUGACCUGGUGCGGCAUCAGCGCAUCCACACAGGUGAACGGCCCUACAGCUGUGCACAGUGUGAGAAGAGUUUUGUACAGAAGCAGCACCUAUUACAGCACCAGAAGAUCCAUCAGAGAGAACGGGGUGGGCUGGCCCUGGAACCUGGAGGGAAUGAUGGGCUGCUCUAAAGAUGCCGGCCCCUCAUCUAUCCCUGGGGCAGGGGGGGCCGGCAUAAGCCCCCUGGAAAGUCACUGUGCAGGGGUGAGGCAGCUCUCAACUAGAUCCUGCUUUAGGGCAGGGUGAGCUCAGCCACCCCCCUACCCUCCUCUCCUUUCUCCGACCAAGCACUAGACUGAGCCCGAACUCUUCCCUGAAAACCAUGCUGAGAUGGGGUAGGUAGCCUGAAAGUCAGGCUUCCAUAUCCUGCCUUCCACCUGCUGAUGAGUCAGCCAUUCUUUGGAAUCCUUUGUGCCUCUGUUUUUCACAUUACCCCAGGGUUUGUGGGUUGGAGUGGCCUAGGUUUGCCACCUGCUGGGGAGUUGUGUUCUGUUGCCAGGCCCAAGUAGCGUUCUUCACAAGAAUCCCAUAAUGGAAAUUCCCACAGAUGCCCCUUCUGCCCCUCCAGGUGACCUAUGAUCACCUCCAAGGCCUGUUGUUGGGGUGUUUUGUAACCGCCUCUGGGGGGAGUGGGGCCAGAGUUAUUAGCAGUUGUGUGGCAGGAAGUUGGGAAGCACAAUAUUUCAUUUCUUUAAAAAAAAAGUUAUAAUUGGUGUUAACAUGUAGGAUUAACUUAAAUGAGCCACUUUCCUUUCUCUGCUGAUACCUGUUUUGAACUCAGUUUGAGGAUUUUUGUCAUUUAAUUUUUAAAACCAAGCUUUCUGACACUUGGGUUUUUUUGUUUGUUUGUUUUGUUUUGUUUUUUUUAAAUUCUAAAAGAAGUGGUUGUUCCUAACUGGGACUGGGCCCACCCUCUAGGAGGGAAUAAAGGAUAUGAGGUUUC